ACUGUGUAUGUGUAACGUGGUUCAGACGAAUCUGUUCAAUCAUUGACUCGUUGUAGUUUGUAUUGUACACAUCGCGAUGACAUCAUGCAUCAUCAUGUGAUCCGCUGUGUACUUUAGAGAGAGUCUGAGUGUCGUCUUGUGUUAGAAGGUUGUAUAAAGAAGCGGAUCGGCUGCUCAUGCACUGACAGAUUCAACUAAGUAUGUCUACUGUGUAGACCGUUCGUAAUGAGACUCAUUGCCACGCUCCCUAUAUUCCGAAGCUCUCCGAUAAGUGUUUGUGUUACCAAACAGCAGAUAUACUCAAGCGUACAACGACCGCCUCUUAAUACGUUACGAAGUGCUCAAUUGUAUAGGCAAUACCUGACAUAUACAGAAUCGAAAGCGUACAUAGCCUUGCAAUCAAAGCAAUUUAAGGGAUUGAAUCGAAUUAUUUCUGCUACUUGCUCUAGUAGGUCACAUUCAAGUCCCAGACAAAAACUCAGACCAAAAAAAAUGAGUGGGUUUAAAGCGGACGAUAUCGAAGACCUGGGGUUCGACCGUAAAGAGAUGUAUUCGGAGAAUCUCAGUGGCGGUGUCGCACUUUAUCACAGGCACGUGUUUCUAAUUUGGGGAACAGCUGAAAGUUGGCCCUCGAAGGUGGAGCUAAUGGCUGGACCAUCAAGUGAUCUGAGCAGAGCAAUCGGAGUACUCAGUAAAAGGACUGGUCUUAUAACUAAAUUCACCCUGUGCGAAGCGGAUCCGUCGAUAGGUGAUCAAGAAGGGGAUCUUUUGGUGUAUCCCGAGCGGAAACGGUUCAGAGGUGUAGACGCUGAUGAGUUCGUCAAUAACAUAUUGGCCAAUGCAGAGUUUGGAAGUGGCACGGACGUGCACACCAGCGAUAUCUUUGUUUGCGCACACGCUAAACGUGACAUGCGUUGUGGGAAGUGUGGGCCCGAACUAGUGGACGCCAUAAGGACAUGUGCGAGUGACCAUCGCACCCGCACGGCCAUUCAGAACGCUUCUAAAAAUAGCACACAGCCAGACCGCCAUGAUGUGGGUGUGGCGGUGCGCGGCUGCUCACACGUGGGAGGGCAUAAGUAUGCAGGUAAUCUCAUCGUAUAUGGCAGUGACAAAUUGAGUGUGGAGGAACAGAAAGAAGGCGAUUGGUACGGAUACAUAUGCCCCAAAGACGCGUCUACUAUAGUCCAAAGAGCUGUAGGUUUAGAGACGAACGAGCCGCUUGUUAAGUUGUGGAGAGGGCGCCUGGGCAUGGGCAAACAACCGCAUAAGCUGAUGGUGGAGCAGAAGAUAGCCGAGUAUGCGGAGGCGAGAAAUCCAUCGCCCAAGCGUCACUUCAUGAACAUGUUUGGGUUCAACGCUGCCGCACCCGCCGCUGCUGCGCUGGCUGUGGCUGCGUUGGUGGCCGCCAUGCGCUAAGAUGGAACGCAACACGUGCGCAUAUAUAUAUAAACACGUGCGCAU
Sphaeroforma arctica JP610 is the source of this 1461-nucleotide messenger RNA. RefSeq lists its product as hypothetical. The record is from RefSeq and is a predicted model, not a curated record. The coding region runs from base 226 to 1416 and encodes 396 amino acids. The transcript is spliced from 7 exons. Lineage: Eukaryota; Ichthyosporea; Ichthyophonida.